GAGAAGCCUCCCUUGCUUAGGUGUUCUGACAUUACUGUUUUGCUGCAUGAGAAGAGGCUCCACACUUUCCCAUUGUUCUCAGAGCUAAGCCCAGCACAGCUGUUGUGUUGCUUUCCUGUUCCAAAAGGGAAGUGAGAAAUUUCCUCCACAUGUGUGCCGGCCCUUGAAUGCUCAGGUUUCACUCCCUAACCGGGAGCUGCCUGUAAUGAGCACUCAGUGGGAUUUGGAGAGAAGCUUCCAGCUGUGCCAAGAGUUGUUUCAUUUUGUGCCAGAGGAGGAGGGGGAGAAGAAAUCUGCGAAAAGGUGAAAUGUUGAUGGUGCGAAAACUGGUCUAAGGGUCUUGCAGUUGGGAAAAGCAAAAGAAAAGCAGAAGCAGAGGAAGGAACAAGGAACCAGGAUGGGAAACUUUUGCCAGAAGCACUGCCCCUGUUUGGAGCCUUACAUCCCCUGCUUGUUCCUGGGGACAAAAGAUGAGCAGGAUGACAAAGUGGGACAAGUCUUCGCCAACCUUGGUGUGGUAAGGCCUGACUUCCAAGCAGGACAGAAAGACCUAGAGAAUAAGAUAAAAGAGAAACCUUUACCUCCACUACCUGGCCAGCAUCUAGCGAACAUUUGCACCUUUGUGGCACUGUUUGACUACGACGCUCGCACUGAGGAGGACUUGAGCUUUCGAGUUGGGGAUAAGCUGGAAGUGCUGAAUGCAUCCCACGAGGGCUGGUGGUAUGCCAGGCUCCUCCUGCCAACGGGGUCAGUGUGUCCCGGACGCAAGCUCGAGGGCUACAUCCCUGCUAACUACAUAGCUGCUGACCAGAGCAUUGAAGCUGAGCCAUGGUUCUUUGGCCAAACCAAACGAGCAGAUGCCGAGAGACAACUGUCAUACCCUGGAAACCAGGCAGGAACCUUCCUAAUCCGAGAAAGCGAAAGUCUAAAAGGGGAAUACUCACUCUCAGUUUUUGAUGGUGCAUCUGUGAAGCACUACAGGAUCAGAAAGCUGGAUGAAGGAGGCUUUUUUCUAAGCAGAAGGAAAACUUUCAAAACUCUGAAUGACUUGGUUGACUAUUAUAGCAAGAACAGUGAUGGCCUCUGUGUGUUGCUCAAAAAGCCAUGCCUAAAGGUUCAAAUUCCUGCUACUUUUGAUUUGUCAUAUAAAACUGUUGAUCAGUGGGAGAUAGACAGACAAUCUCUGAAGUUGGUGAAAAAAUUAGGAUCUGGUCAGUUUGGUGAGGUAUGGGAAGGACGGUGGAAUAACAACAUCCCUGUGGCAAUCAAAACAUUAAAACCAGGUUCAAUGGAUCCAAAAGACUUUCUGAGGGAAGCACAAAUAAUGAAGAACUUGAGACAUCCAAAGCUUAUACAGCUUUAUGCUGUCUGUACCUUGGAGGACCCAAUUUAUAUUAUUACUGAGCUGAUGAGAUUUGGAAGUCUUCUAGAAUACCUUCAAAAAGAUGGAGGCUCUCAAAUCUUCCUGACGCAUCAAGUAGACAUGGCUGCUCAGGUGGCUUCUGGGAUGGCAUACCUUGAAUCUCAGAAUUAUAUCCAUCGGGAUCUGGCAGCCAGGAACGUUCUUGUUGGUGAACACAAUGUUUACAAAGUGGCAGACUUUGGACUUGCAAGAGUUUUUAAGGUAGAAAAUGAAAAUGUAUAUGAGGCUAGGACUGAAACAAAACUCCCAGUAAAAUGGACAGCCCCGGAGGCAAUCCGCUACAACAGAUUCAGUAUUAAAUCAGAUGUCUGGUCAUUUGGAAUACUUCUGUUUGAAAUAAUCACCUAUGGAAAGAUGCCUUACGCUGGUAUGCCAGGACACCAGGUGAUCCAGCUGCUGGAUGAUGGGUACAGGCUUCCUCAGCCAGAGACCUGCCCAGCGCCGCUCUACGAGAUGAUGCUGCGGUGCUGGAGCGCGGAUGUGGAUGGGCGACCCACCUUCGAUGCCCUCAGCAAGCAGCUGGAGGACUACUUUGAUGCUGAGUCCUAUUCCUAUGCCUAGGCACAGGCCACGGUGAAAGGAACCCCUCGGUGGGCCCUGAAGGAUAGGUGCUAGCCAACAUACAUGACAGGGGGCUGUGGAAUCAGCCUAAUCUCAGGCUUUGAGGUUACUUGGAGGUGCUGAGGAGUUCUGGUAUGUUUUCAUUCCCACGCUGAUCCUCAGAGACUCUUAAAUUUUUUUAAAAAAUAAAGUGUCUUCUAUUUAUUUUUAAAUAACAGAUUGCAAGAAUGAACAAAUGAAAUGAGUCUAGCUCGAUAACUAUUGUAAUUUUUUUCAUUUCUUCAUUGGAAUAAUUAUUUACUUUUGCUUAAAUUUUUCAUUCCUACCAGGUUGUUCUCAUGAAGUAGUGUGAUGGCUCCGCACAGCAGGAUCUGUGCUGCCAGAGUCUUCUCACUGUAAAAAAUAAUAAAAGUAAUCCUGUGACUGUGA
Molecule: messenger RNA, 2413 nt
Organism: Myiozetetes cayanensis
Lineage: Eukaryota; Metazoa; Chordata; Aves; Passeriformes; Tyrannidae
Gene: FRK
Product: fyn related Src family tyrosine kinase
Exons: 8
Coding region: 398-1984 (528 amino acids)
Biological process (GO): innate immune response; cell differentiation; cell surface receptor protein tyrosine kinase signaling pathway
Cellular component (GO): extrinsic component of cytoplasmic side of plasma membrane
Molecular function (GO): non-membrane spanning protein tyrosine kinase activity; ATP binding; signaling receptor binding
Source: RefSeq, a predicted model, not a curated record